Molecule: messenger RNA, 1800 nt
Organism: Tarenaya hassleriana
Lineage: Eukaryota; Viridiplantae; Streptophyta; Magnoliopsida; Brassicales; Cleomaceae
Product: berberine bridge enzyme-like 4
Exons: 3
Coding region: 15-1616 (533 amino acids)
Molecular function (GO): oxidoreductase activity; FAD binding
Source: RefSeq, a predicted model, not a curated record
CUUUACAAAAAACAAUGGCGUUAGCGGUUCGAACCCCAACCGCUAUCGCGCUUCUCCUUACAAUCACGUUUGCGUUCUCAGCCUCGCCGACGUCCGCAACACUUCGACAAGACUUCGUGAUGUGUUUGGUCGAAAACGCAGAUAUCGCGUUCCCGAUUUCGUCAGCGUUGUUCGCGCGCGAUGUAAACGCGACGCUGUACAAACAGGUGCUGGAGUCGACGGCGCAGAACCUCCGUUACUUGACAGCGUCAAGUCCAAAACCGGAGUUCAUAUUCGAGCCGCUGUACGAAACGCACGUUCAGGCCGCGGUUUUGUGCGGCAAGAAGUUGCGUUUGAAUUUGCGCGUUCGCAGCGGCGGUCACGAUUACGAGGGAGUGUCGUAUGUAUCGGAGAUGAAAACGCCGUUUGUGAUCGUGGAUUUGUGCAAGCUCCGACAGGUCGAUGUUGACGUGGACAGUAACAGCGCGUGGGUUCACGCCGGGGCUACUGUGGGCGAGCUCUAUUAUCGGAUCCAAGAGAAAAGCAGAAUCCAUGGUUUUCCGGCGGGACUGUGCACGAGCCUCGGAGUUGGCGGCCACAUCACCGGCGGAGCGUACGGAUCGAUGAUGCGAAAGUACGGACUCGGAGCCGACAACGUCCUCGACGCCAGAAUCGUCGCCGCCGACGGAAAAAUCCUGAAUCGCGCCGCCAUGGGAGAGGAUCUCUUCUGGGCAUUACGCGGCGGAGGCGGCGGAAGCUUCGGCGUGAUCCUCGCAUGGAAGAUCAAGCUUGUUCCGGUGCCGGAGACGGUGACCGUGUUCACCGUCACGAAGACGCUCGAACAAGACGGAACUAGGGUUUUGUACAGAUGGCAACAGGCCGCCGACAAGCUUGACGACGAUCUGUUCAUUCGUGUGAUUAUUCAGACAGCGAAGAAGAGUCCCAAGGGAAGCGAGAGGACGGUGUCGACUUCGUACCAGGGUCAGUUCCUCGGCGAGGCGAAUCGGCUGUUGCAGGUGAUGCAGAGGGGUUUCCCCGAAUUAGGGCUGACGAGGAAAGACUGUAUCGAAACCAGUUGGAUCAAAUCGGUAAUGUACAUUGCCGGUUUCCCGAGCGGCACCCCGGCCGAGGCCCUCCUGGCCGGGAAAUCGCUGUUCAAGAAUUACUUCAAGGCCAAGUCAGACUUUGUGAGAGAGCCGAUACCGGUCCACGGCUUGGAAGGGCUAUGGAAAAAGUUCAUGGAAGAGGAUUCGCCGUUGACGAUAUGGAACCCUUACGGGGGGAUGAUGGCGAGGAUCCCCGAGGACGAGACGCCGUUCCCGCACAGGAAGGGCACUCUGUUCAUGAUCCAGUGGCUGACGUCGUGGCGGGAGGGAGGGGAGGGGGUGAAAGAGAAGCACAUGGCGUGGAUGAGGGAUAUGUAUGGGUACAUGGGUGCGUAUGUAUCGAAGAACCCUAGAUGCGCGUACGUGAAUUACAGAGAUUUGGAGUUGGGGACGAACAACGGAGGAGGAAGAGAGUGGGGGAGAAAAUACUUCAAGGGGAAUUUCGAGAGGUUGGUGAAGGUGAAGGCGGAGGUCGAUCCGUACAACUUCUUCAGACAUGAACAGAGUAUUCCGACAUCCAUCUCUGGUUGAAUUUAAGUACGAAUUUCAUUGUUGUUGCUGUUGUCGGAAUCUAAAUCUAACGGACGGAAUAACAUUUUUUUUUCUGGCUUGUCUUUUUAGGCUCUUCAUUUUGUGUGAUUUCGUUUGGGAAAAAAAAAACCAAUGCGGUAAAAGGGGAGAGAGAAGGAAAUGACAAAGAUGCAUCUUAAUUUCA